Messenger RNA from Diachasmimorpha longicaudata, 4663 nucleotides. It is a transcript of the gene RalGPS, whose product is annotated as ras-specific guanine nucleotide-releasing factor RalGPS2. Gene Ontology annotation, biological process: positive regulation of GTPase activity; Ras protein signal transduction. The transcript has 11 exons. Gene Ontology annotation, cellular component: plasma membrane. Lineage: Eukaryota; Metazoa; Arthropoda; Insecta; Hymenoptera; Braconidae. Bases 721 to 2658 code for a protein of 645 amino acids. Gene Ontology annotation, molecular function: guanyl-nucleotide exchange factor activity. The record is from RefSeq and is a predicted model, not a curated record.
AUCAAACCCCAGAUACUCCGAAUACGUCCCCGUCACUAGACCGUCUGCUCCUCCCAACAAUCGUCAACCAGCCUGACAUAACCAUAAAUCCCUCUGCUCUGGUCUUCACCAAUCACACCACCCCGCCCCACCGCCCACCCACAGUCGUCGUCAUAGCCUCAGUUCCUUGGCGCGAUCCUCACCAAUCCUCACUCCCUCCACACAUCCAUCCAUAAAAUUAUCUAAAACUCCAUUCCAAAACUCUCAAGGUGGGGGUAAUAACUGUUGACUCGCCACAGUUUGACGCAGCGAGUAUUUUCUUUAGUUUGUUUUUCAAUUUGUAAUCGUCACGUCGUAAAAGCCCGUCGUUAUCGAGUCCUCCCAGCGUCAUCGUCAAUCACGCACGAGAAAUCGAAGGAAAAGUCAGUGCAUCAUCGGAGUGCGCGUGCCGGUAACGUCGGCUGUGUUUUCUCGAUGAACAAUAACAAUUUGGUGAGUGUCUGAGGACUAACCAAUACGAGAAAUUAUUUCCCAAGUGAACUGGGAAAAUCGUUUUAACCUAUUUGUGGACAUUACGAGUGUGCAACUCAGGGUUAACCUUCAAAUUACAGCAGCUGACACUCCUAGGCCAGGGAUACCUUGGGGUUUCCGUGGAAUAAGGAGCUCAGAGUGCUGGUGAUAAGGGAAUCAUUAGGGAUCGCCGGGGGAAGAUGUGAUGCGACUGCUAAGAAGCUUCGUUUUAUGGCUGAGAUGCAUUACACGUCAAUAUCACGAGAUUUGUCUGGCGAGUUUGUUUCACUCAAAAAAAUAUCGAAGUUUGAUAGUUUGGACUGUUGGGAUAAAACCUUUGCCAAUGAUACUAACUCUCCCAGUGGUCCCCUAUUGCGUGGUGACAUGAGCCAAGGAGGAGAGAGGUGUCAUAAGGAACGCAAGGAACAUCGUGACAAGUGUAGAGCAUACAGAAAGUACUCGGAAUUGACGCCACCGAGUCACCACAGCUACGACAAUUAUGGUAAUUCAGUGGCAAGCAAGUCAAAUUCCUUGCCGGGAAGAUGUAACGCACCUGUGCAGGGGUCGGGGCCGCUCGUGGCGACUGGAAUUCCAGCGGAGGACCUCGCCAGUCAGCUGACGAUCCUAGAUGUCGGGGUCUUCAAGGCAAUUCGCCCCGAGGAACUGUCCAGCUGUUCCUGGAAUAAGAAAAAUAAACUUGUGGUGGCACCAAAUGUCGUCGCUUUCACCAGGAGAUUUAAUCACGUGAGCUUCUGGACAGUACAGGAAAUUCUAAACUUCUCAACCCCGAAGCAACGUUCGGAAAUGAUCGCCCACUUUAUUCGUGUCGCGAAAAAAUUAUACGAUUUGAAUAAUAUGCACUCAUUAUUCGCUAUCAUAUCCGGUCUCCAAAGUGCGCCGAUAUAUAGACUGAAUAAAACGUGGGCCUGUCUCACGAAAAAGGAUAAAUGCACGUUCGAUAAGCUCGCUGAGGUCUUCAGUGAUAAGAAUAAUUGGAUGAAUCUCAGGGAGCACAUGGAGACGCUCAGAUUACCUUGCAUUCCUUACUUGGGACUUUUUCUUACUGAUCUUGUAUAUAUUGAUAUGGCUCAUCCCUCUUCUAAGAAUAAUGACAACCAUCAAAGGGCUAUUAAAAUGAACACUGUGCUGACGAGAGUAACGGUGUUUCAAGCCAGUGAUUACUCUAGCAUCAUUCCAUUACCAGAUGUUCAGAGAUAUUUGAACAGUGUCAGAUAUAUCGAGGAAUUGCAGAAAUUCCUUGAGGACGACCAUUUCAAACUAUCGAUGAAGCUCGAACCGAACUCUCCAGUGGCCUCAUCAAGCAGCAGUAAAGAGUCCGUGGGAGAUGUGGCAACCGGCGUUGCAGCCUUGUCCCUGUCUCCAGCUAGAGGUUGUGCAGGCUCCCUUCGUCUCCAUGCAGCCUCAGCAGCCAAUAAAUUCGUUCCAGGUCAUCGAAAAUGCCGGAGUUUAGGCACCAAGUUUCGUAGCACGAGCCUUCCACGCAACUUCCAUAAACAAGGAGGGCGGUACGGAACUUAUGGAACGUCUGGCAUUUUUGGAAAGGCAGCGGGAACGUCGCUGGAGCCUGGCCAAGUAACAGUGCGUCAUCUCCUGGAUGAUUCUGUACUCGAAGAGCCCCAUUUGGUGUCUCCAGUCGUUGACCUAGAUCAGAAUUCACCUGGAACUCCCACUGAUGCUCUCAAUGACGAUUGCAGUUUGCUUUCUAGAACGAGUACGCUACCGAUCCUGCCCUGUACGGUGGACGGUAUAAUGGAGCCCCGUUGUUCAAUGCAAGGGCUCUUGCGUCGGAAAGUUGUCCUCAGAGAUGGCAGAAAGCCUGCAGUAUCGACGUGGCAGAGAUACUGGAUCCAGCUCUGGGCUUCAUCGAUAGUCUACUUCUCCCCCAAAUGUUUCAAGGGCUCAGAAAGAUCUGACUUCAAACGUGAGCCCUACAAAAUGGUAUCAAUUCUCGGGUGGGUCAUUGAGUCGUCGGACAGUAUGUUUCAUCGAGACACUUUCCUUCUCACUGAUCCCAACAAGGGUAAUGUCUAUAAGUUCCGAGCAAGUUCUGGUGAUUUUGCUGAUCAAUGGAUUAAAGAACUACGGGCAACAGUGCGAGGCGGUGUAGAGAGAAAGCCAAUACCUGCUAAUCUCAUGUCCUUCGAGUAAACUGGAUUACUCGCUGAUUAUUUAUCGCGCAUCGCUUAUCACUCACGUAUAAAAUUACUUAUCACUCAAUGAUAGAGGAAACUGGAUUGAAAAACUAUCAAUUGCCAAUUUUCGUAAUGGCCAAAAACCAUAGGCUUUGAUAUUAAUGCUCAUUGUUGUUCCCCAGGCUUGAUAGGAGACGAGCCAAGGUGUCAAGCCACAUAAUUAAUUUUGUCAUCUUGUUUAUCUAUUUAUGAAAAAUUUUUAAAGACGUGCUCAAAUGAAAAAUUUCCAUUGCAAAGAUUUUUUAGUUGAUUUUUGAAAAAAUAUUACCGGACAAUGGGUGAUCCAUUCACGAAAUUCUGAAUGAAAUGACAGAUUAGACAUGAUGAACUUUCCGACCACGAUUUUUAUGUAGAAUAGAUAUUUCAUUUCAGCCCUUGAGAUUAUUCCAUUUAUGGGUUGUGAUCAGCAAAUGAGAUAUGUUUCAUAAUUAUCAAAAAUUAUGCUUUUGUAUUAAUUCUCAUGGGCUUAAUAACUGAGAAGACAGGUUGCCGAGUUAGCUCGUUAGUAUUCUCAUUUUGUUUCUCGAAUUAUUUAACUUGUACAGGGGAAUGGCGGAGAACAGGCGAAAUGCGUUCAAGUGAAAAAUAACAAUUUCAUAAAUGUGAGCAGUUGAUUUCUGCGGUGUUUACAUUUGUUAUAAAUGAUAUGAAAAACAAACAUUUUUCAGUGAGUCUACUAGCUCCAGAGAUGCAGAAAAUUCAAGACAGAAUACUCUGAGCGCAUCUUUGUGCGCCAUUUCCCUCCUUAAUUCUCAUAUUUUUUUUUCCACUGCCACUUUUGUCAGAAAUUACUGGAAAGUAUAACAUAGUCUUUUUAUUUUUUUAAAUUCGUUAUAUCAUCAGUGUGAGAAAAAAAAUGUAGGUGAAGCUUCAAUAGAGCUAUUAAGGUUAUUAUUUAGUUAGACAUUAGUAUUGACUUUUUUGCUCUCUAAAAGUUACUUCUGAAGCAGUACACCACGAUGGAGUGGCUAUUAUUUAUCACUGCGUUAUGAAUUAUUUUUAAAGACUCGUCUCGACGAGUAUCCUACGCUUACAUAUCUCGAUAUGAUUUAUAAUUAAAAUUGAAUAAAUAAACGGCAAAUGGUGAUGGAAAUUUAGGGGAGGAAGCAUCGAGACCAUCAAUAAUCAUUGAGUUGUCGCUCGGUAUGUGUCUGAGACUGUCAAUUAUAUUUUCAUGGCGUGUGAACAAAAUAGUUUAUUAACUGAAUACAAGACUAAAUUUUUAAGGUGAAAAUGGUUAAUUCUUCAACGAAAUAAGUAAUAACUGAUUUUGACAAUAUUGUCUCUAGUUUUUGUGAGGGGUAAUUAACCAAUAGAAUGACUCCUUUAAAUAAACUGAUUUUUAUUGUUUGGAUUAUUUGCUAAAUUAAAGGGUUGCUCCCAUCAUUUAUUCAGAAAAAUUAUUUAUUUCGAUUCCUCUCGAUUCAAAAUUCUAAGGGCCAUUGUAUAAAAUGAUUAACGAUUAGACGUUACCAAAGUACUCAGUUUUUAGUUUUUUUUUUAGAACAAAUGUGGAUUAAAAUAAUGAUAAUGUAAAAUAUGAAUCGAAAUGCGUCAUCGCUGUGUAGCUUGCCUUUUUAAAUCGGCAUAUCAUUAGGCAUAAUUCUGACCAACGAUGAAUUCGUUGAGCACUUCAUGAUACUUAUUAAUGUCUCGUUGUAUAAUUUUUCAUUCGCAUUGAUCGAAAACGAUCAGGGAGAAAUCAAAAUGUUUAUUUUUGAUUGAAAAGCUAAUUGACAUUUUCAGUUGAGAUUUAGUGCUCUUCGACAUGAAUGUUUGAUAGUCUGAUAUAUUUAAUGCCUAUUAGGAAUGUUAUUUCUUCGUUUAUACUGUUGUAUUCUGUAGACACGUGGUAAAGAAAGAUCCCGAAGGUAAUGGGUUUAGCGAAAAAUGUCACCAGAUUUGUUUCGAGGAUAAUUAAGUGACAUCAAUCUUCAAGAAUACUUUUGGAAUAAUCAUUA